Messenger RNA from Rhopalosiphum maidis (corn leaf aphid), 2419 nucleotides. RefSeq names its product protein regulator of cytokinesis 1-like. Gene Ontology annotation, biological process: mitotic spindle midzone assembly; microtubule cytoskeleton organization. Gene Ontology annotation, cellular component: mitotic spindle midzone; cytoplasm; spindle. The transcript is spliced from 14 exons. Gene Ontology annotation, molecular function: microtubule binding. Bases 323 to 2329 code for a protein of 668 amino acids. NCBI's taxonomy places the organism in Eukaryota, Metazoa, Arthropoda, Insecta, Hemiptera, Aphididae. The record is from RefSeq and is a predicted model, not a curated record.
AACCAAAAACCGUUAAAAAAAUAACCGUCCAACGCUACCAACACUGACGAUACGUCGUACAUUCGUAUUUUUGUGCGUCGCCAUUCGCCGAUAUCGUCGGUUACUCGGUUUAUGAUUUUUUGAAUUUCUGUAUUCCUCAUUCUGUUGUUUUGAUCGUUUCGUGACGCGCAACUGUCAUUCCGUAUUACAGCAUUCGAUAUUUUAUUGUUUUUUAAACGACAACUGUCGUACAGCUCGCUACCGUAAUAAAAAAACCGGUUAACUUACCACUACCACCGAUGCCAAACAUUUUUGUUGUACCGCCGUCGAGAAAUUAGAAAGCAUGUCGUCCAUCAUGUUCGGAUCACCGUCGUUGAAAGACGACUCCAGCAUUAUUGUACAUAAAAUGGAUUCCUCUAUGGGUCCAGACACAGAUAAGAUACAACUUAUUUUGGAUGAAAUUUGUGCAUAUUCAAAAAAGGAAAUCCUAAAAGUUCAACGUAAUCUAGAUGUUAUUUAUGGAACGUAUUCAGAUGAAAAGAAAAACGGCAUAAACCAGCUUCAUGAACAUUUAAAAGCUCAUGUAACUUCAUUUUUAGAUGAAGUUGUUUUAGAAUCUGAAAAAGACAAAAAUAAUAUUAUAAAAGAUAUUGAAGAAUUAUUGGCAGAAAAAGAAGUUUUAGAAAAGGAACUACAAAUGCAUAUUUCAAUCGAUGACCACAAUGAUGCUACUCCGUUAAUUGAUGUCCAAAUCAAUAUUGAUAAAUCUCUACAAGAAUGUAGAAAAAUAAAAGAACAACGCAUGACAGAACUUAAUAGACUUCAAGAAGAAGAAAAACAAAUUUGUCAUUUACUUAACGAAAAACCUAAAUACUCAGCCAUAAAAGAAAUGCCUUCUGCAACACUACUGGAAAAUAUCAAAAGUCAUCUUAUAGAUUUAAAAAAUACUCAAAUUAAACGUCGGUCUACAUUUUUGGAACAAAAAACCAAAGUUGAAUUGUUAUUAGCAGAUCUAGGAGAAAUACCAAUUUUACAGUUUGAUAAAAUGGUAUUAGGGGAUCCAAACCAGUUUCAACUGUCAAAAUCAAACUUGGAUGAACUUCAAAAAUUGAUAAAACGCUUGGAAAAUCAAACAGAAAAUCAAAAAUGCAUGGCUAUGGAAUUAAGAACCAAAUUAAAUUCACUAUGGGAUCGUUUACAAAUCGAUGUUUCUUAUAGGGAACAUUUUGUCAGUACAAAAAAAGGAUUUGGCAAAACUGUUAUACAAGAUCUAAAAGUAGAAGUUGAAAGAUGCGAGACAUUGAAAAAAGAAAAUAUCAAACAAUUUAUUGAAAAACUACGAUGUGAAUUAAAUGAUUUAUGGGAUAGAUGUCAUUUUGGUGAUCGUCAAAGAAAACAGUGUCAAGUGUAUUAUAGCACUGAGUUUAAUGAGGAUGUAAUGGAUAUAUUAGACAUUGAGGUUGAUAAUGCUAAAAAGUUUUAUAAUGAUAACAUUUCUAUUUAUCAUUUAAUUGAAGAAAGAGAACAUUUAUGGAAUAAAAUGAUUAUGAUGCAAGAACAGGCGAAUGAUCCAGCUAGGCUUUGGCAAAACAGAGGUGGACAAUUAUUAAAAGAAGAAAAAGAAAGAAAAAUUAUUCAAAAAGAACUACCAAGAGUAGAAAGAGAAUUAAAGAAUCAAUUGCAAUCAUAUGAACAAAGAGAAAAUAAAAUAUUCUAUUAUAGAGAUGAAAGAUUAAUUGAUUUCAUGGAAAGGCAAUGGGAUGAAUUAAAGAGCAAUAAAAAAAAUUUGCAACAAACAAAGUCCAAGAUACAAACUGGAAUUAAGCCUCAAACUCCACUGACGGCCACUCGCAGUAAAAGGAAGAUAGUCGCUACAUCAAGCAACCAAGCUUCUAAGGUCCGUAAAAUCGGCAUGGACCAUAAAGCUGUGGUUACUCCAAGAAGACAAUUAUUUAAUUUUCAUAAUAAUAAUGUGGCUACAUUAGUUCCAUUAAACUCAACUAAACUACAUGAAGUAAAUUUAACAACAACAAGACCACAUCCAACCUUUCAUGGGUCCAAUGAUGAAAAUGGAUCUGUUGAAUCCUAUGCAACCUUCCAGGAACAUCUUGAAUCCAAAAAGCAUAGGUUGUUUACAAGUCCGACUACCAAAAGUGUAUUAAGGGAACCAAAUACAACAUUUACUACACCAAGGAAACCAUUAACGAAAACACCCAUUAAAGGAUCUCAAAUUCCAAUACCAACCACACCUAAAACGCCAUUACGUACAACACCAAGAAUGACGCCCAAUACACGCACAGUUACAAAACUAACGCGAACUAUAAACAAUAAACUUCCAAUAAUUUUUUAACCAUGAUUUAUAAACUUUUUAAUCAACUAACUGUUCAUUUUUUUUCAAUUUGUCUUCUUGUAUAGUUUGUUAUUUAAAUUUAUAUUGUGU